Messenger RNA from Trematosphaeria pertusa, 783 nucleotides. RefSeq lists its product as uncharacterized. Bases 1 to 783 code for a protein of 260 amino acids. The record is from RefSeq and is a predicted model, not a curated record. NCBI's taxonomy places the organism in Eukaryota, Fungi, Ascomycota, Dothideomycetes, Pleosporales, Trematosphaeriaceae. The transcript has 3 exons.
AUGACGAAGCCACCCCAUGAACUGAUCGAGCGCUUCCAAAAGGAGGGAAAGGAUACAAGCAAUAACGUCACCGUCGCUUCCAAAAUCCUCAAAAAAUACAAGACGGAUCCACAGCGCUUGGAAAAGAAGAAGAAGAAGAAGCGCAAUCAAGAGCGCCAUCAAGAGCGCUUAGCAAAGAAGAAGCGGCGCGAUGAGGACGCCUGUAAGAGACGAUUCGAACUGGCAAGUAGCCCGAAGUCAAUACCCCGCAAGCAAAGAUAUCGGAAGACACGACAACUUGCGGCACAAGAAGCCGCGAAGAACACGCAAGUUGAUAUAAACAAGUGCAAGAUGGAGGCAAACUGGGGAAGGAGACUGGUAUCCAUUAUGGAGAAGGAAGGUGCUGGAGCAAUCUUUGCCAUUUUCCUGGUGAAGACGAGCAGCUGGUGGUGCAAGAAGUCCUCCGAGAGCGACCGCAAUGCCAUUUUCAAGGCACCUUCAUGGAACAUAUCGCCAGACGACCACUUCCGCGCUUCCAAACUCUUUAUCGAAGAACAACUGCGACGCGGCUGGAGCUAUGAGAGACUCUGCGAGUGCAAGGGAGCACUGAUUGAAGAAAUUAGAAAGCAUGUGGAUUGGCCAGAGCUCCGAAAUGGCCGUAUCCAACGGAAGCCUGAAGCACUUGACGGCUGGGAGAAAAGCGAUAAUGAGUUGGAUAAGUUGUUGGGGGAGCUAUUUGAUUGCGCUUCCUGGGACUGGGAGGGCGCGCAAUCGCCAGCAGCUCCGCCGUCAACCGGUGCAUAA